Molecule: messenger RNA, 1542 nt
Organism: Monosiga brevicollis MX1
Lineage: Eukaryota; Choanoflagellata; Craspedida; Salpingoecidae
Exons: 1
Coding region: 1-1542 (513 amino acids)
Biological process (GO): protein O-linked glycosylation via mannose
Cellular component (GO): Golgi apparatus
Molecular function (GO): ribitol beta-1,4-xylosyltransferase activity
Source: RefSeq, a predicted model, not a curated record
AUGGGUGUCUUUGGACGGCGGGGGCAUUGGUGCAUGUAUCCGGUGCUGCUGCUGCUUGUGAUAGCCGGUCUCAACGUGCUGUUGACUUACCACAGUCGAGAACGCCACAUCACAAGUGACUUGCCACUUGAGAGUCACAUUGUCGUGCGCCCUGCCCGUGAUGAUCGGGCCGAGGCGCCCGCACCAGGGGUGGAUGCAGGCGUUCCACAAGCCACCUCUCGAACCGAAACUCGCCACUCCACUGUCCUACGCCUGACCACGACUCAGGAGAAAGUGGCCCCCACGACGCACCGGACCACGACGCACCAGACCACGACGCACCGGACCACAACAUCGCAAUCCACACCCCGCGCGACCGUGCCCGCACCGGUACGGACGCAGCAAGGCGCCGACGCACACAAGCCUCGCGCCCCGACGCUGGAUCCUGCCAAACUACGGCAAUCCAUGUCCUUUCCUUAUGGAUUCAAACCCACCGUGCCAAAGGUCCAACCCGCCACCACCAAACCCCCGCGUCACGAGACGCUGCGUCGCAAUUUUCAUUGGAACUACAGUGUCAAAGUGUACACUGACCCUUCCUUCGAUGGCCGUCACAUUGUCGGCUCCCAUCCAUGCGCCUCUCUUCUCGUCUGGAACAAAUGCUGGGCUUCGGCCGCACACGCCGUUCCACAGUACCGCGACCACAUGGAUUACAGCUUUGACCUUCACGUUCCGGGCCUCUUGGCCAAGCUCGAAUUGUACAGGGCCUACCCGAAUCACCGCACCAACCGUAUUCCCUUUCGUAUCUUUAUCAUGCCCUGUCAUCUCGAUGACUUUGUCAAAGAGGUACUGCCCGUGCUCAACGACAAGGCCGUGUAUUUUGUUCUCAUCACCGCCAUGCAAACGCCCAAGAUUGAGCGCACCGAUCCCCGCGUCGAGGCACUGCUCAAGAGCCAAUAUCUCGUGCGUUGGUACUGCCAAAACCUGCAUUUCGUGGGUGAACCGCGCGUGCGUGCCCUUCCACUGGGCAUGGACUACCACAGUCGACAAUGGCGGACCGAGGGCUUUGGGCUGCCCCACGCCUCGCCCGAGCAACAGGACGACGAGCUGCGCAGCAUGCGGCCAUCGGCUGACGCCCCCACCCAGAAGCGCAUCGUCAUUGAUUUCAAGCGGCAUACGAACCGCCAAAGCAUCUAUGACCAGCUGACCAAGGAGCCCGUUUGUCACCCGGUUGCGGGCCGGAAGAACCGAAACGAGAUUUGGUCUCUUUACGGCAAAUACCGCUUUGUGGCCAGCCCUCCCGGAUUUGGCGAAGACUGCCAUCGAACCUGGGAGGCACUGGCUUUGGGGGCCAUUCCCAUUGUUCAGGAACAAAACACCGGCGUCACCGAGAUUCUCCGGCAUUUUCCCGUCCUGUUUGUAAAGAGCUGGCGCAUCACAGCCGAAAUGUUGGAUGAAGCGCUGGUGAAGCUCGAGCCCCAACGCCAGCAGCUCUUGCACGAUCCCGUCACCCUAACGAGUCGCUAUUGGAUCCAGAUGAUCCUUGAUGAGACCAUACCCCAGUGA